AGGACCCCCACCAGUCCCCGGACCCCAGUUUUGGAACCACCGGUUUUAAGCCAUCCCUCUCUGCAGGCUCCAUGCUACUAUUGUCUGACAAGAGAGCGGGCUAUUUGCAAAAUAAAGGUCCUCUACUACCCCACGUCUUAGCCUCUAUGUGGGCUGAUGCAUAGAGGCAGGCUGGGUUUCACCGUGCAGCGGGAAGGAGCGGGGUUUAUCAGCGGUACUCCUGUUGUGUUUUCCCCGCGGACAGCUUCUGCUUCUCGGCGGUCGGAUGCUGGAAGUCCUCCCCGAUAAGAGAGCACGUAGGGCUCGCAGAGAAAAAGAAAACUGGGACGCGGAAGGAAGGAGAGACAGGGGAGCAUUUUAAUACCAAAUCGGGACACAUGUUGAGCUAACAGCCCGCUCCACCUCCCCCUUCUCCUCCCAAAUGCAUUUGUUGCCUCAAUCGCGUUCCCGUUACUAAAUCGUUAGGAUAUCUGCUCUCCGGAUCCACGGAUCUUCACUCCGGGACGAUCUCGAUCAUGGAUCUCAGUAAAAUUGCUGUCAGCAUCAAUAAGGCCAUCAACACACAGGAGGUCGCUGUCAAAGAGAAGCAUGCCAGGACCUGCAUCUUGGGGACCCAUCAUGAGAAAGGGGCCCACACUUUCUGGGCAGCGGUCAACCGGCUGCCCCUCUCCAGCAAUGCCGUGCUCUGCUGGAAGUUCUGCCACGUCUUCCACAAGCUGCUGCGAGACGGCCAUCCCAGCGUGAUAAAGGACUCCAUGAGGAACAAGGCUGAUCUAACUGAUAUGAGCCGGAUGUGGGGUCACCUGAGUGAAGGCUAUGGGAAGCUGUGCAGCAUCUACCUCAAACUGCUCAUCACCAAAAUGGAGUUCCACAUCAAAAACCCUCGUUUCCCUGGCAACCUGCAGAUGUCGAACAGACAGCUGGACGAGGCGGGAGAAAACGACGUUAACAACUUCUUCCAGUUGACGGUGGAGAUGCUUGACUACCUGGAGUGCCAGCUCAAUCUCUUCCUGGGCGUGUUCAGCUCUCUGGACAUGUCUCGCUCGGUGUCGGUGACGGCGGCGGGGCAGUGUCGCCUGGCCCCCCUCAUCCAGGUGAUCCUGGAUAGCAGCCACCUGUACGACUACACCGUCAAGCUGCUGUUCAAGCUGCACUCCUGCCUUCCAGCAGACACUCUCCAGGGACACAGAGAUCGCUUCCAGGAACAGUUUAAGAAGUUAAAGAGUCUCUUCUACCGCUCCAGUAAUCUGCAGUUCUUCAAGAGGCUGAUUCAGAUCCCACAGUUGCCUGAGAACCCUCCCAACUUCCUGCGUGCGUCGGCUCUGUCGGAGCACAUCAGCCCCGUGGUGGUGAUCCCCGCCGAGUCAUCGUCCCCCGAGUCGGAGCACGUGGUGGAGACAGAUGACCUGGUGGACAUGGACGUCCCUGUAAUGCCGGCUCCUUUGGAGACGAAGUUUGAUGACCUUUUUGGCACCACGGCUGCAGUCGACCCUUUCAACUUCAGUCAGAACGGCAUGCGCAAAGAUGACAAAGAUCGUCUGAUUGAACAGCUGACGAGAGAGAUCCAGGCCCUAAAAGAAGAGCUUGAGUCUUUCCGACUGGAGAGUGGUCGCUUGUGCCAGGCGCUGAGGGGACGUGUCAGUGAGCUGGAGGCGGAACUUGCGGAGCAGAGCCACCUGAGGCUGCAGGCGGCAGGAGAGAGCGAGUUCCUGAAGGCAGAGCUGGACGACCUGCGGAGGGUCCGAGAGGACACGGAGAAGGAGCAGCGGAGCCUGACGGAGAUAGAGAAAAAAGCUCAGGCCAAUGAGCAGCGCUACACCAAACUGAAGGAGAAGUACUCAGAGCUGGUUCAGAGUCAUGCAGACCUGCUGAGGAAGAACGCGGAGGUGACCCGGCAGAUGACGGUGGCUCAGGCGGCUCAGGAUGAAGUGGAUGAAGUGAGGAGAGAGAUGCAAGAGAAAGUGAAGGCCGCUCAGGACAUCGCAGAAAAACAGGAGAAGGAGCAGCUGGAGCAGCUUCAGGAUCUGCAGAGAGAGCUGCUUUCCAGCCGGACGGAGCUGGACUCCCUGAAGACGACCGUGGGCUCAACACAACAGGCUUCGAGUGAAGUUCUCGGCACCCAGCUGGUCGCCCUGGAGUCUGAGAAGGCGGAGCUUGUGCAGUCUUUGUCGAAGGUGGAGGCAGAGCUAGCUGUGCAGGGGGAGGAGCUGGAGAAAGUCCAGAGCUCGCUGGGGACUGAGAGGGAGAGCGGGGUGAAGGCAGCCGAAACGCUGCAGAAUCAGCUCAAUGAGAAGGAGAGCAGGGAGCAGGCGUUGGAGAGCCAGCUGGUGGCGGCGCGCUGGUCCGGCCUGCAGGGAGCUCUGGAGGAGGCAGAGAGGAUCAUCACAGACUCACUGGCUCAGAUCAACGACCCGGCACACAUCAGCUGCACCAGCUCCGCAGACUACCUAGCAUCCAGAUGUCAGGCCUCUUUAGUUUGUAUGGACAGACUCCACUCUGCCAGAGAGGCCUUCCUGGCUGACAACACAGGUGUAUCUGAGCUGGUUCGAGUGGUGACCCAGUGUGGCCACCUGGUGGGAGACACCAUCGUUCAGGGCAGCGCCACCUCCCACAUGGUGCCUGUGGAGCAAGCUGAUGCCCUGUCAGAGAGUGUGAAGUUGUGCGGCGCUGAAGCUCUGGACCUGCUGGGCCUGAUGAAGCAGAGGGACAGCCUGACGGCAGCAGACAGCAGCAGGCUGAAGGCCGCUCUGGAGGCCAUCCUGGCCGCUGCAGAGAAACUGCGUCCUCGGGGGUUGGAGCUGCAGCAGGGGGAGCUGGGAGAUAUGGUGGAGCAGGAAAUGUCUGCCACCUCUGCUGCUGUGGAGUCUGCUGCUGCCAGGAUAGAGGAAAUGCUCAACAAGUCUCGAGCAAGUGAUACGGGAAUCCACAUGGAAGUCAAUGAGAGGAUUCUGGCGUCCUGCACGGAGCUGAUGCAGGCGAUCAAGCAGCUCGUUGUCUCUUCCAAAAAUCUGCAAAGGGACAUCGUGGAAAGCGGCAGGGGGGCAGCCUCCAUGAAGGAAUUUUAUGCCAAGAACUCCCGCUGGACUGAGGGCCUGAUCUCUGCCUCCAAAGCAGUGGGAUGGGGCGCCACUGUCAUGGUAGAUGCUGCUGAUCUGGUGGUGCAGGGCAAAGGGAAGUUUGAGGAGCUGAUGGUGUGUUCACAUGAAAUAGCUGCCAGCACAGCACAGCUAGUGGCUGCAUCCAAGGUGAAAGCAGACAAAGACAGCGUUAACCUGCAGCGCCUCCAGCAGGCGUCCCGCGGCGUCACACAGGCGACUGCAGCCGUCGUGGCCUCCACCAAGUCUGGGAAGUCCCAGAUCGAAGAGAAAGAUACGAUGGACUUCUCCAGCAUGACUCUCACACAGAUCAAAAGACAAGAGAUGGAUGCGCAGGUUCUGGUUCUGGAGCUGGAGACCCGUCUGCAGAAGGAGCGCGAGCGACUCGGCGAGCUGAGGAAGAAACAUUACGAGCUGGCGGGGGUAGCAGAGGGCUGGGGCGAUGGAGAGGAAGUGACAGGUUGAGACCAGGGUCGAACUCCCUCCACCACCAGAAGACCGGCUUCUGCCUGCCUUUCUAUUUAUACACCCUUCACUCUCUUUCUCCCUUGUUUUAUUCUCUCUUUUUUGUUUGUUUAUCUCUAAGCCAAAUUAAAAGGUGCUUCUUUUUUCUAAACCUACUUCUCCACCCAUGUCCAAAAGCUUCCAUAAGGGACGGAACCAAGGGUGCAGCGAUGGGCGGUGUCAAAGGGAGGAACAAGAGGAUGUUACUGUUGCCUCUCCCCCAGGACUGUGUUGGUGCAAAGCGUUGGAAGUGAAGUGGAUCCCAGUAUUUAUUGUCUUUUUCUUCGCCGGUUCUAAAUAACGGCGCUCCAACAAAAGGAGGAGAAGCUACGAGCACAAGUUCCCACUCAAGACAUCCCAGGAUGCUCUGCACAACCUUUCAGCAGUGAGAGUGGACAUCAGUGACUGUUCUGCACCAGCCCCCAAAUCAUGUCUCUGUGCUACAUAGAUGGCAUGCAUGCUCUCGUACUAAAACACGUGUUUUAAAGCUGUGGGAGCCUGAGCUGCUCUUUACAUGUCUUUAUCUUCCUCCCUAGUUUCUUCCUAUUCUUUUCACACUGUGAGUUAUCACCGUAUUAAGUCCAUACCACUUCACUGGCUGGUUUACUGGACUUUCUGCCUUUCACCUCUCCACCAUUGUAACGACCGUGACUGUUUACCCGAGCAGACCUCUGGUUUUUUAUUCUUCUUCUCACAGACGCUUGCAUGGAAACUCUUUAAAAAAUGCUCUAAACUGGGAAAGGUUUCAGAAAAGGAAAAUAUAUUUUUCUUCUUUUCCUUAUGAGCGCUGAGACUGCCAACAACCUCUUCAGCGUCAGAGGUGUAACAAUGAGAGAAUCUGUCAAACACUAAAAACAAUGGGGUCGUUUUUUUCAUUUCCCAUUUUUUACCGGUUCCAGUGGAUAGUGAGAGGAAAAACCCAUUUUUAUAUAUCGAGAAAAAGCAACAACAGCUCAAGUCUGUCAGCAAAAGCAAACAAUGUAUUAUACAGUUUAAGAUCCAUAUUGAUGCAUAUUUUUACAAAUAUCCUCGAUGAAACAGUGAAUUUGCUCCUGUGGGUAUUGUCCACAGUACAUGACCGUUACAUAUAUGAUAUGUGUGUAAUGUGUAUUUGUAAAGCACUUUGAGCAUCUGGAAAAAGCGCUAUAAUAAAUGUAAGGAAUUAUUAUUAUUAUUAUUAUUAUUAUAAGAAAUCAGUCACAGAAGCAGCAGUUCUGGAGGGGGUUUUCUGACAGUUUGCUAACCAGGACGUUCGCUUGGUUACAUCCAUGGACAUUGCAGUCGAGCGAGCGUUCUCCCAGAGAGGAUGUUAAACCGAGAGAGGAAAUCAGCAGGAGCCCCAAAAGGAAAUCCUCAGAAGUUGGAUUGGUGAACUUGAAUGUUUUGGGACAGUAGAGGCUGCACAAAUCUAUGAAAUGUUUUAUCCGGCUAAUCAUAUGAUCAUGCCUCUUCACAUGCCCUGUAGGACUGAUGGUUAAGUGCAGUUUUCAACGAUCCUUCAUUAUCUAACUGUCACAAUGGACUCAAAGUGUGCGGCACAGUGACUGCAGUGUUUUCAAUCGCCUCCUAAUUACCAAGUAGCUGUGUAUAUAAACUACAGGCCUUCUAAGGUUGGGAAUAAUCUUUUGCUUACUUUCAAUCUAAAAGCAUUACUGUUUUGCAUCGCUCCAAGUAAGGAUUCAGAUUAAUUUAAUUAAGGAUACAAAGAUGGUGCACACGAAGGCCACCGGGGGAGAGAGAGAGAGAGAGAGAGGUUGUUAUUUCACAGAUUUUCCAGAGACUGAUGGACUGAAUGGACUGUGAUCAUGCCUUUGUGUAAACCAUGAGAUGAGUUGGCAUCUGUUUUAACCUUAUUUUCUUUGUUCCGUUUAAUGACAGCCAUGAUGAUUCUCUUGGAGUUUGUCUCUGUGUGUCUUAACUUACUUUGUUACGGCACUCUGCUUCAGCUGUCUAACUUUUUUUUUUAAAGUUACUUGCGGGAGCAGAUUAAUGAAUCAGAAGUGUUUUAUUAGCCAACUUUAUUUUGUUCCCCCAUUUAGAUAAUACUAUUUCUCUAAGCAGGUUAAAACAAACAAGUAUUAUUGGCGGUACUCCUGGGUUCACAUCUAUUUAAUAAUGAUUUUAAAUGUUUUUUUGUCACUUCGUCCACACCUGGUUAGCUGAUUUUGUAAACAUUUGGAAUACAAAACAAAAAAGAUACCAUUAAAGAAGGAGAUCACUUUCUUUACAGUAUUUAAAGUGUAUCAAAAGGUGAAUUGAACGCACCUAAAGUGAUGUUUGGUUGUGUUUUGGCCCAGAUAUUGGUUGCUAACCUCUCUGUGUCUCCUCUCUGGUGUCUGUAGUGCUCCAGCUCAGCCAGCCUUUCAAACUGCCUCACACUGUAGUCAAAGAGAAACAAAUACUCACAUAGCAACAUUGAAAUAUGUCUUUGUAUGAUAUACUAAAACUAUGUUGGUGGGUUUGUUUUUAUUUUUUCAGUUUUUAAAAUAAAUAUUUCAACUCGUUAAUACAGAA
This is a messenger RNA of Gymnodraco acuticeps, 6113 nucleotides long. RefSeq names its product huntingtin interacting protein 1 (gene hip1). Gene Ontology annotation, cellular component: extrinsic component of postsynaptic membrane; clathrin-coated vesicle; actin cortical patch. The transcript is spliced from 32 exons. Gene Ontology annotation, biological process: endocytosis; clathrin coat assembly; actin filament organization. The record is from RefSeq and is a predicted model, not a curated record. The coding region runs from base 516 to 3560 and encodes 1014 amino acids. NCBI's taxonomy places the organism in Eukaryota, Metazoa, Chordata, Actinopteri, Perciformes, Bathydraconidae. Gene Ontology annotation, molecular function: phosphatidylinositol-3,4-bisphosphate binding; actin filament binding; phosphatidylinositol-3,5-bisphosphate binding.